GCCCACUUGGCACGGCCUCUCUUCGUGGGAGCAAGCGCCGCUCUGGAGCCGGUUCUUACCCGAGAGUUUGCGCAAGCAAGCUUCGUGCGUGGUGACAAGGAAUCGUUGGAACAGAAGCUCCAGCAAGGCGGCAUCACUGCCGUGGUUCACGUGGCCGCCCUGGGAGAAGCCAACGAGAUGGAUGUCUUGCAUUCAGCGCUCGUCUUGGCUCAGAUUGCCGCCCAGCGGGCUGCUGCUAAGUCGGGUGUGCCACCCAUCUGGUGGGUCACACAUGGCACUCAGGAAGGUACGAUCCGCAGCUACAUGCACUCCGGUCUCUGGGGACUUGCACGAACCUUCCGCAUGGAGGAACGUGGAGUUGAGCUUCGAUGCCUGGAUCUGGAUGGGUCGCUCGCCACUUGCGAUGACCUGGUCUCCGACUUGAAGCAUUGGCUGACGGUCUUGAAGGGAACGGAAGCCGAGACGGAGGUGGUGGUUACCAGUGCCGCGAGUGGUGGAUCCGCCAGCGUCUCGCGCCUCUCCCGAAGCAAGGCGAUACCGAUGAAGGCCACGGAGCUCCUCAUGUCCUCGCGCGGGAGCCUCUCCAACCUCAGGCCUAUCACCCAGGAGUCCCGACGGGCGCCGGAAGCGACAGAAGCGGAGCUGCGGGUGCGAGCAGUCGGCCUCAACUUCAGGGACGUACUAAACGUGAUGGGCCUCUAUCCUGGAGAUCCUGGCCCUCCCGGUGCAGACAGUGCAGGUACUGUACUCUCGACCGGCAGUGCCAUUUCGCAUAUUCGUCGUGGCGACGAUGUCUUUGGCGAGUCGCCCGGGUGCCUCAAAGUCUACAACGCGGGUCCCGGCGCGCUUUUGACCCCUAAGCCAACGAGCUGGUCCUUCGAGGAGGCCUGCUGCAUGCCCGUGAUCUUCGUCACGGUGGAAGAGGCCUUGGGUGAUUUGGCCCAGCUGAAGCGAGGGGAGCGCGUGCUCAUCCACGCCGCGGCUGGCGGCGUCGGCCUCGUGGCGAUCCAGUACGCGCAGUUCGUCGGAGCCGAGGUGUAUGCCACUGCUGGGGCUGACGAGAAGCACCAGUUCCUCCGAUCCAUGGGGGUGAAGUACAUCACGAGCAGCAGGAACGGUGCAAAGUUUGAAGAUGACAUGAAAGCUUUCCUGGCUGAAGCCGGCGAUGAUGGAAUUGAUGUGGUGCUGAACAGUCUCAGCCACGACGACUACAUUCCACGAUCUUUGGCUCUUCUUCGCAAGGGUGGCCGUUUCAUGGAGAUUGGCAAGCGCGGCAUUUGGAGUCACGAGCAGAUGUUCGAGGCUCGGCCAGAUGUCAUGUACGAAAAGAUCGCGGCAGACACCAUGAUGGACAAGGAGCCGUGGCGUUACAACGGUUACAUGAAGCGCCUCAUCAGCCGCGUGGACGAAGGUGGUCUGAAGCCCAUCAACAUGCAUGUCUUUGACGGCAUGGAGACGGGAGUCAAGGCAAUGCAGUUCCUUCAGCGCGCGCAGAACAUCGGAAAAGUUGUGAUUAGCCAGCCCAGCACUCUGGCACUCAAGCCGGAGUCCCACUAUGUCCUCAGUGGAGGAAUGGGAGCUCUUGGCAUGGUCACGGCCCAGUACCUCCUGGAGGAGGGGGCGAAGUCGAUGACCCUGCUUUCCCGUAGUGGCCGGCCGUCGGCAGACAUUACAGAGCUCUGGAAAGCCCUGCAAGACUCCAGUGUGGAGUUGCAGGCGAGCCCUUGCGACAUUGGAGUCUUGGAUGCCGUGCAGUCCUUGGCCCAAAAGCUCCGGGACGAGAAGAAGCAAACAGCUGGGCUUAUCCACCUGGCGGCCGUCCUGGAUGAUGCCACACUCCCCAAGCUAACCCGAGGCCACCUGGAAAGAUCCUACGGGGCCAAAGUCUGGGGAGCCCGGCAUCUCCGCUUUUGCCUUCAGAGCUCGAGCCCCUGGGACUUUGCCCUGCUCUUCUCCUCGACCUCCGCUCUCCUGGGCUCGCCAGGUCAGGGCAACUAUUCUGCGGCCAACGCAGCUUUGGAUGGCCAUGCGCGCUACUGGAAGAAGUCCUUGCAGGAGCCCGUCGUUUCCGUGCAAUGGGGGCCCUGGAAAGAAGUGGGUAUGGCAGCUCAGAAGGGCACGGUUGAACGACUUCGGGCAUCCGGUGUGGGAAGCCUCACUAAUGCCUUUGGCAUGGCGGCUCUUGCCGGGUGCUUGCAAUCGCUGUCCUCAACAACGAUCGUGGCACAACCAAUGCGCUGGGCAGUGUACCUCAAGCAGUAUCCGAAAGUCCCGCCCUUCCUGUCCCGCUUUGCCAGCGAGGUGAAGACGGCCAAGCCGAAGAAGGCCGCGGCUCCUGCCUUUGGGGGCAUGCGGGCGGCGAUCCCAGCCGCAGUGCCGCAGGUGGACAAGGUGUCUCUGAGGCAGAUGCUUCAGAGCAUUGCUUCGGAAGUGGCCGGUGGCGGAGUGGUGGAUCAGGAUGCUCCCCUCAUGGACUCCGGAAUGGACUCGCUCUCAGCUGUGGAGUUCCGGAAUCGGUUCACGAGCAAGAUGCCAGGAGUCAACCUGCCGAAUACGCUGAUCUUCGAUUAUCCCACAAUCUCCUCCAUUGCCGACUUCACGGCCAGCCAGAUGGGACCAGCGCCAGGUCCGGCGAUGGCCAACGGUCUGCCGGAGGCCAUGGUUCCUGCUGGCCCGAGCCCGACAGAGGUGAAGGAGCUUCUGAAGCGCAUUGCUUCCGACACGACGGGUGGCCUCGUCGAGGAAGACAAGCCCUUGAUGGAAUCUGGCAUGGAUUCGCUCUCCGCAGUAGAGUUCCGCAAUCGACUCUCAAGCGAGCUUCCUUCCCUGGACUUGCCGAAUACGCUGAUCUUUGACUAUCCCACGAUCGCUAGCGUCGCUGGCUACGCCACAGAGCAGCUGGGCACCACUUCUUCUCCGAUUGCCAUUGCAGGUGCAGCCCCCAGAGGCCCACCAGGGAGUUUGGAUGAGCAGCUCUCCGUUGCAGGAAUGGCUGCAUACUUCCCUGGCGCAUCAUCCAGCUGCAAGACCUUCCACUCCGCUCUGACCAAGGGAGUGGAUGGCGGCGUGGAAGUGCCCUUCAUCCGCUGGGAGCUGGAAGAGGUCUGGGACCCGAACCCAGAUGCCCAGGGCAAGAUGUAUCCACGGCACGGCAACUUUGUCGAAGGUGCGGAGUUCUUCGAUGCCAAGUACUUCGGCAUCUCACCGCCGGAGGCACGGGCGAUGGACCCUCAGCAGAGACUGCUACUCGAGACGUCGAUGAACGGUCUGCUGGAUUCAGGGAUCACGAAGGCGGAGCUGAUGGGAAGCGAGGUGGCCGUCCACGUGGGUCUUGCGAACAACGACUGGAUCCAAAUGCAGAGCUGGGACUUCAAGAAGAUCAGUCCUUACACGGCCACAGGAAUGUCCUUCUCUGUCUCAGCUGGCCGAAUCUCCUACGCUCUAGGGCUGAAGGGGCCAAGUUACAUCGUGGACACGGCAUGCUCUUCUGCAUUGGUUGCCCUGGACUGCUCAGCCACCGCGCUGAGAAAGGGCCGAUGCAUGGCAGCGCUGAACACGGCAGCCAACAUCAUGGCUAGUGCAACCACGUAUAUCAGCUUCAGCAAGCCACGAAUGCUGUCGGCAAAGGGGCGCUGCUUUACCUUCGAUGCGUCAGCUGACGGAUAUGCCCGAGGCGAGGGUGCCGGAGCUGUCGUGCUUCGUAAGCCAGAAGAUGCAAUCUCUGCUGCAGCGACCGUCCAGACACCCUCCGCCAGCUUGGAGCGAUGUGCGCUUUUGGGUGUGGCUGUGAACCAAGAUGGUCGGAGCUCCACACUGACGGCGCCAAAUGGCCCCUCUCAGCACAUGGUCAUGAUGAUUGCGCUGGCAGAGGCACGGCUGGCACCGCAGGAGAUCGUCCACAUGGAGUGUCAUGGCACCGGGACUCCACUGGGUGACCCCAUUGAGAUUGGUGGUAUCAAGUCUGUAAAUGCUUCCCGAAGUGCUGAAACACCAAUCGUCCUUGCAGCGGUGAAGUCCAACUGUGGACACUUGGAAGGACCGGCCGCCUCCACAGGCCUCAUCAAGUCUGUUGUGAUGAUGGAGCACGCAGCCUCCAUGGCUUCGUUGCAUCUUCGCCAGCUGAAUCCUAGCGUGGCAGCCUUGCACGAUCUCCCGGGCAUCUUUGUCACCGAGUCCGUGUGCAUCUCCAAGCUGGCCGGCGAGAUGGCACAAGGCAAGGGCCACGUUUCGCGCUUGGGAGGAGGCCUCUCGUCCUUUGGAUUCGGUGGAACCAAUGCGCAUGGAGUCGUGUCUGCAGCGACGGAGGCAGGUGAAGCUUUCCGCAUGGAGCUGGCCCGCAAGGAGGCCACAGCACCGGCAAGGCCCUUGCCCAUGGCGUUCGAGCGCCGAAACUUCGCGUGGCGAGAGGUGGGCUACCGCUUCUUGCGAGCCAAGCCCAGUGAAGGCAUCUUUGAAGUGGCAAUGCGCAUGGACGUCUACGAGGUGGUGAAGCACCACGUCGUCUUUGGCUCCAUCGUGGUGCCGGGCGUGGUCUUCGUGGAGAUGGCCCUGGAGGCCACGAGGGAGCUCUUUGGCGCCGGAGUGCGCAUCACGGACGUGAACAUGAUGUUCCCCUUCGUCAUCCCGAUUCGAACAACCGGGGCUGAGCCUGCGGCGAUCAUGCGCUUCGUCCUCAAGUCGGACACCCGCUUCCAGAUCGAAAGCACCUCGGCCACAGGCACCGUGACGGUUCACGCCGAGGGCGGCAUCAACCGCGCCCCUGCCAGGGGCGAAGAAGCGGAGGUGGACAACGCGGCCAAAGCCACGCCGGUCGACCUCGAGUCUUUGAAGGCUCGUGUGGUUGAGGUUGUUCCUACGAAAGAUGUCUAUGCUGCCAUUGAUGGUGUGGGCUUGUAUCUGGGUCCAAUGUUCCAAACAGCAAAGCAGCUGUGGCGCAAAGAGCCGGAUGAGGACAGUGAGAGCAAGGUCAUUGAGGUCUUGGGACGUCUGAAGCUGGACGAUGGCGUUCCGAACGUUGGCUAUGUCCUACAUCCGGCAGUCUUCGAUGGUACGAUUCACAGCUUGGGAACGGCGUCUGUUGGUAAGAACGUAAAUGACCUGAAGAUCUUCGGUGGUGUGGGCCGCGUCUCCAUCAUCCAAAGUGAAAACUUCUCUCAACAGGACGAGUACUGGAUCUGGCUGAGCAUCAAGGAGAAGCUCGAGGCUUCAGAAACCUUCGACCUCAAGGUCAUGUCCAGCAACGGCACCGUGCUGAUGCUCAUGGACAACGUGGUCUUCCGCAAGGUGCUGCCCGAGCAGAUCCAGAUGGCGAUCGCCGCGCAGUCAACUCCGGAAGAUGACCAGAAGAUCUACGAGAUCGAAUGGCAGGCAGCGACCGAAGUCGAGGAGAGCGCGGACGCACCUGAAGAGCGCUGGCUUGUCCUCUACCACAAAGCAUCGCAGGGCUGCCUGACAUGCUUCUUGGAUGAGCUGAAGUCUCUUCUCGGCAGCAACCAUUGCUUCGCGAGCCUUGACACCUCCGCAGAGUGGGGCAAGAUGCACGACUACUCCAGGGUGAUCAACAUCGCGGGCAUCGCAGCCUUGCCGAACAACGCAACUGCGGCCGCUGCUGAAGUCUUGGAUGUGCUCGAUCGCACGCUGCGGCUGAUGCAAGCCAUGGCCCAGGCAGCCAAGGAGGACGGUGCUGAUGGCAUGCCGGAGCUCUGGCUUCCGAUUUGCUUGGGCAAUGCCGUUGUAGAUGGCGAUCUAGCUUCGGCAUCGGCAAGGCUUCCCGCAAGCCAUGCAGGAAUCUGGGGCCUUGCAAAGGCCUUCCGCAACGAGCACCCAGAGCUCGCCAGCACGGUGACCUUGGAUUUGGAGGAGGCGGAUUGCUCGGCCUCGGGCCUGGCCGCGCAGUUGCAAUACCUCUCAAAGCAGCGGGCCGCUGGCCUCGCCGAGCCGGAGCUCGCGGCACGGAGGGACGCGAAGCUCCUGGUGCCAAGGCUUGUGGACUCGACCCAGAGGCUGCAGAACGAGGUUGGGAAUCCGAGCUUCGGGUCCGAUGGGAUGUACAUGGUCACAGGUGGAACCGGAGCCCUUGGCCUGCUCUUUGUCGACUGGAUGGUCCGCUGCGGGGCGCGGCACUUCGCUUUGCUGUCCCGAAGCGGCCAACCGCCCGCGGACUCCAAAGCCGCCUUCCGAAAGCUCGAGAAGCAGAUGGCCAAGAUGAAGGGCGUGACCUUCUCCGCCCGCAAGUGCGACAUCGGCUCCGGUGCCGAUGUCUUGCGCGUGACAACGCAAGUGCUAGACGAGAAGCAUGUGGUCAAGGGCAUUGUGCACGCUGCCGGCACCCUGGCUGAUGGCCUCAUCAAAGAUGGCCAGGACCGCACGACCUUGAAGACAGUGUGCUCGGCCAAGGUGGAUGGUUCCCUCCAGCUUCACAAUGCGGCAGAUCAGCUGGAUCUACCGCUGGAGUUCAUGUGGCUGUUCUCCUCUGUGGCCGCCAUGAUCGGGUCCGUUGCACAGGGUAACUACUGUGCUGCCAACGCUUUCAUGGAUUCCAUGGGUGCACGGCGGCGGGCACGCAACUUGCCGGCCAUCUCCUUGCAGUGGGGCCCCUGGGCAGACGUGGGCAUGGCGGCAAGGGCCGGAACAUCCGAAGGCAGCAUCGCCCGCCUGGAUCCUGAAAGGGGCCUCGAAGCGAUGGCUUUGGUCCUCGGAGCAUCGAGUCUCCUCAAACCCGCAGGUACGCUGGGCAUUGCCCGCAUCAAGUGGAAGUCGCUCCUGGGGCAGAUGCCCAAAGUCCCACCGGUGCUGAGCAAGUUCGGUGGCAGCAGUGGUCCAAAGAAAGCCUCGGCUGCUGCAGCUGGCGCAGUCGUGAGCGCCGAUGACAUCAAGGGUGUGGUUGUCGGCGUCCUUCAGGAUGUGUUGGAAGGGGAGGGUGACCUGGAUCUGUCCACACCUUUGAUGGAGAUGGGUUUGGACUCCUUGGCUGGCGUCGAGUUCCGCAAUCGGCUCCAAGCAUCUUUUGAAGGAUUGCAGCUGUCCUCGACUCUCAUGUUCGACUACCCCACCGUUCCAGAUCUGGUGGACUACAUCUAUGGGCAGGUGGGACCUGCCGAAGAUGACCUUGCAGCAGGUGGGGGUGCCACGCUGGGGGACAUUGGUGCCAUGCUCUCCAUCGCCAGUCAUGCUGGACGUUAUCCAGGCUGCUUCACGAACAAUGUGGAGGAGUACUGGCACAACAUGAGCUUGGGCUUUGACACUACGACAGAGCUUCCGCCAGAGCGAUGGGACAUGGAUGCCUACUACGACGCCGAUGUCGAUGCACCAGGCAAGACAUAUGUGCGGCUGGGUCACUUCAUUCCAGGCAUCGACCAGUUCGAUGGGGACUUCUUUGGAGUCUCUGAGGCGGAGCUGCGAUCCAUGGAUCCCCACCAGUGGCUAUCUUUGGAGAUCAGCUACGAAGCAUUCCAUGCAGCGGGCCUCAACAAGGAGUCGCUGCAGGGCAUGGACUGUGGCGUCUUCGUCGGCUGCUGUAACCUGGGAGGAAACGACGUGGACCCGUACGGGCUGGGUCCGUUCUCCAACAUCGGCUUCGCCUACUCCGGCCUCUCAGGCCGCAUCUCGCAUGUGCUCUCGUUGCGGGGCCCCUGCUUCACCGUGGACACGGCCUGCUCUUCGACGAUCGUCGCUCUGGACUCCAGCUGCCAAGCUGUCAGAAUGGGAAGGUGCCAGAGUGCUGUGGCAACCGGUGCCAACGUCCAGCUGUCUGGCUGCAUCUGGGUGGGUUUCUCGAAGAUGCGUGGUUUGGCCUUCGACGGCCGCUGCAAGACCUUCGACUCGCGGGCAGACGGCUUCGCACGGGGUGAAGGUCUCGGCUCUGCCUUCAUCCGUGGCGGCGAGAAUGCGGAGGUGAGCAACUUGGUUGGCCUCAGUGGAGUUGCAAUCAACCACGACGGACGCGCGGCGACCAUCACCGCGCCCAACGGAACUGCACAGCAGCGUGUGCUGCGGGCGGCGUUGGCGGACCGCGGCACCCAAGGCGAAGAUGUAACCUGCAUCGAAUGCCAUGGCACAGGAACGGCACUGGGCGAUCCCAUUGAGGUGGGAGCGCAGAAGGCUGUUUAUGGAAAGGGUCGUACCGAGUCCCAGCCGCUGAUUCUCGCAGCUACGAAGUCCAACAUCGGCCAUUUGGAAGGCUCGGCAGGCGUGGCCGGCAUCUCCAAGGUGAUCCUGGCCAUCACCAAGGCACAGAUCACGCCGAACCUUCACUUGGAAACCCUGAAUCCAAACAUCGAUUUGGGUGGCUUCAACACGCUGAUGCCCGAUAAGCUCGUGGAGUGGAAGAGCGCCAGCAUACGAUCCGGUGUCUCAUCCUUUGGCUUCUCCGGCACCAACGGCCACGGCCUUAUGGAGGCGAUCCUCACGCAGCCGUCUGAGCCCAAGGUGGUGAAGCCCAUGCGCUUUGCCCGGAAGGUGCUGAAGCCCUGGAGGGAGUGGAUGCAGAAGGUGGUUUAUUUUGAAGAAUGGGUGAAGGCCGACUACAGCAUGAGUUCCCCUCUUGAUGGGAAACUCCUGCUUGUCACGGAUGGCGGCGCGAUGGCGGGUUCCCUGACUUCAGCCAUGCCCAGCAAGCCGGUAGCCGUGACGGAGGUGGGCACGGCAGCUGACAUCGGCGAGAAGAUGAAGGGUGCAGGGACAGCCGCAGCUGUCUUUGCGCGCUGCUUGGAGUCAGGCAGAGCCGAGCCCCUGCCGGGCUCACACCUUGAGGAGCUGGUCGCCUUCUUGCAGGGCGCCAUUCUGGCGGAGCUCCCAAAGUUGUUAGUCGUGGUGACACGUGGUGCAUACGAUGCCAAACGAGAGAACUUCGAUGCGGGCGCCUUGAUCUGGGGCUUGAUCCGCUCGGCGAGAAUGGAGAUGCCUCGUGUUACGAUCAAGACCGUGGAUGUUGCAGUCGAUGCAAGUCCCGCAGAUAUCGGGAAGGCCAUUGCAGCCGAGCUGCAGGGACCAGAUGGAGACGUGGAGGUUGCUUACACGUCUGAGGGAAGAUGCGUUCCUCGCCUGAUGGAAGCCCCUCAGAACGAGGCAGUGGCCAUGCAGCGGCAGGAUGCUAUGAGAGACUCGGACUCGGCUGUGGACGUCAAGAAGGGCGUUCAGAUCGUGACGGGUGGCUUGGGCGGACUCGGAUUGGUGGCUGCAGAGGAGCUAGCAGCACUUGGAGCACCAGGCCUCCUCCUCACGUCCCGCAGCGGCCGGGUUGCCGAGGGUCAGAAGCGUCUGGAAGAGCAGCUUCGAAAGCUGCAGGCCUUGCCGGGCCUGACAGUGCAGCUGAAGAUCUGCAAUGCCGGCGAAGCAGGAGAUGUCGCCAAGCUCGUUAAGGAGGCCAAAGAUGCGGGCGAACCCGUGCAAGGUGUUGUGCAUGCGGCCGGCGUCAUGGAUCGUUGCCCUCUGCCGGACCUUGACACCGCGCAUCUGAACAAGGUGCUGGCUCCAAAGGCCAACGGCGCAUGGCACUUGCACAGCGAGUGCCCGGACAGUAGCCUCUUCGUUCUCUUCAGCUCCGUCUCCGCUAUUGUAGGCCUUGCCGGCUCAGCCUCCUACUCUUCUGCCAAUGCGUACUUGGAUGCCUUGGCCAGCUGGCGCCGUGGCGCUGGCCGCUCUGGCGUUAGCCUUCAGUGGGGCCCGGUGUCUGAGGUGGGCAUUACCGCGGCAGCAGGCAGUGAUAACUUGGAGGCCAUGGCCCUGAAAACGCUGUCGCCAGCGCAAGUGGGCAGCGCCCUGCGCCUCUGCCUCGCGGCCCCCACGCCUCGUGCCGAAGUCAUGUUGGCCAGAGUCGACUGGCCAUCCUUCAUGCGAGAGAUUGGCAUGGAGAUCCCGCAGCUCAUGGAUCUGAAGUCCAAGGAGGAGUCUGCAGGAGCCGGCAAGACGGUUCAAGGUGCUGGAGGCGCUUUGGCGCAGCUGCCGCUGGAGGAACGCCGCGGAGAGGUGCUGAAGUCCAUCAGGGCUGCGGCUUCGGGCAUGGGCUUGGACAUGGACGACAACACGCCUCUCAUGGAGGCUGGGAUCGAUUCCUUGUCUGCUGUUGAAUUCCGGAACAAGGUCUCGAACGAGUUCCGGUCGGUCACUUUGCCAAGCACCCUCAUGUUCGACUACCCCACCCUCACCGCGCUUGCGGAUUACGUUUCCGAGCAGUUGGUGCCGGACACGGCCACAGGGCCGACCCUUGCCAUGCCUCAGCCGGGAGCCCCUGCUUCCAACGAGGCCAUUGCGAUUCUGGGGGGAGCCUGCCAUCUUCCAGGUGACAGCUGGUCAUUGGAUAAGUUUGAUUUCAUGCUCUCCCAGGGCGUGGACUGCAGUGUGGAAAUGCCGCAGAGCAGAUGGGAUGUGGAUGAUUACUACGACCCCGAUGCAACAACUGGCCUCAAGAUGUACGUGAAGCAUGCAGCAUUUAUCGAAGGUGUUGAGCUCUUCGCAGCAGCUGCUUUCAACAUCAACAAGGCCGAAGCAGAGACCAUGGACCCGCAGCAACGGCACCUGCUGGAGGCAGCCUUCGAGGCCUUCACAGCGGCCGGCCUCGGCAAAAGCACCCUCAUGGGCAGCUAUGGGGGCGUCUUUGUGGGCCAGGACAAGUGCGAUUGGAAUCGAAUGAUCACCGGCGACCAAAGCGGUCCCUAUGCAGCCACCGGUGGCUCCUCGUCCAUCAGUGCGAACCGGAUCAGCUAUGUGCUGGGACUGAAGGGUCCGAGUGCAACAAUGGACACGGCGUGUUCGUCGUCGUUGGUUGCAGCAGACACUGCCGCAGUCACUCUUCGACGGAGAAGAUCUGAGUUGGCGGUGGUGUGCGGUGUGAACAUGACUUUGCUUCCGCAGACUUUCGUUGCCUGCUGUCAGGCCCAAAUGCUCUCAAAGAGUGGACGGUGCCGCACCUUUGAUGACACUGCCAGUGGGUAUGCUCGUGGUGAGGGCGUGGGUGCCCAAGCCCUGGAGCGUCUGGGAAGUCAGGUAAGUGCCGGCCCAGAUGCAGGGCUGUUGGCCGAGCUGCAUGGCUCAGCUCUGAACCAAGAUGGACGAAGCUCGAACCUCACGUCGCCCAAUGGCCCAUCUCAACAGGCAGUGGUGUUGGCUGCACUUGGGGAAGCUCAGGUCCAACCGGCUCACCAUGUCUGUGUGGAGACCCACGGUACAGGCACAGCCCUUGGAGACCCCAUCGAAGUCGGAGCUUUGAAGGCGGUUCUGGGGGGCUCACGGCUCCAGACGGUGCAGCUCGGAGCGGCGAAGACCAACGUGGGCCACUUGGAGGGUGGUGCGGGGAUGGUGGGACUUACCAAGCUGGCAUCGAUCCUGUCCCGCAACUGCUUGCCGGCCAAUCUGCACCUCCGCGUCAUGAACUCCCACAUCUACGAUGACAUGCAAGACUUCCCUGUGAACUUUGUUUCUGACGCAUGCCCCAGUCAAGCGAUAGCAGCUGCCUCCGUUUCCUCCUUCGGUUUCGGCGGCACCAAUGGACACGUGCUGCUGGCCCGGCCGGCGACGAGGUCGAAUGCAGGACUGGCAGCGGUGAAGCGCUCCGCAGCGGACCUGGAGCGUCAGGCCUACCCCUGGCGGGAAGCCAGCCAUCCCCUGCUGAAGCGACGAACCACGAGAGCAGAUGGAGCAACCGUGUUCAGCUGCUCCUUCGGCGGCCAUGUUCUCGCUCUUCUCUCCCACCACAUCGUGCACGGUGAGGUGGUCGUUCCCGGCGCGUGCUAUUUGGAGAUGAUCGUCGCCGGAUGCACGACCUUCGUAGGCAGCGAAGCUUGGUGUGUCGAGAAUCUGGGCUUUGCAAAGCCGUUGGUUCUCCGGCUCCUGCCAGACGGAUCCUUAGAGGAGCCCACAGAGAUGCGCUUGGUGCUGCGGCCGGAUGGACGGCUUGAGGUGGAGAGUGAGAUCGGCAGCGACCCUGAGGACAGCAUCGUCUCGGUACACGUGGAGGCAACACUGGUCAUGAAGUCUGGCGGCUGGGUCAAGACAAACCGACCAGAGCAGGACCCCCGGUGA
Symbiodinium sp. CCMP2456 is the source of this 12018-nucleotide messenger RNA. The record is from the annotation of a GenBank genome assembly. Lineage: Eukaryota; Dinophyceae; Suessiales; Symbiodiniaceae.